Molecule: messenger RNA, 5127 nt
Organism: Myotis davidii
Lineage: Eukaryota; Metazoa; Chordata; Mammalia; Chiroptera; Vespertilionidae
Gene: WASF2
Product: WAS protein family member 2
Biological process (GO): positive regulation of Arp2/3 complex-mediated actin nucleation; actin cytoskeleton organization
Cellular component (GO): cytoskeleton
Molecular function (GO): protein kinase A regulatory subunit binding; Arp2/3 complex binding; actin binding
Source: RefSeq, a predicted model, not a curated record
UCUAGAAUCGAUGGAAAAACAUCCUCAGGUUGUUUUUCAUCAUUCAGAACAUUGCCUGAAGCAGGUCCACCAUGCCGUUAGUAACGAGGAACAUCGAGCCAAGGCACCUGUGCCGUCAGACGUUGCCUAGUGUUAGAAGCGAGCUGGAAUGCGUGACCAACAUCACCCUGGCAAAUGUCAUCCGACAGCUGGGCAGCCUGAGUAAAUAUGCAGAGGACAUCUUUGGAGAGAUCUUCACUCAGUCAAACACCUUUGCCUCCCGGGUAAGCUCCCUUGCUGAGAGGAUUGACCGCCUACAAGUUAAAGUCACUCAGCUGGAUCCCAAGGAAGAAGAAGUGUCACUACAAGGAAUCAACACCCGAAAGGCCUUCAGAAGCUCGACCACUCAAGACCAGAAGCUUUUUGACAGAAACUCUCUCCCUGUCCCUGUCUUGGAAACAUACAACACCUGUGAUACUCCCCCACCUCUCAACAAUCUUUCCCCUUACAGGGACGAUGGGAAAGAGGCACUCAAAUUCUACACAGACCCUUCGUAUUUCUUUGAUCUUUGGAAGGAGAAGAUGCUGCAGGACACCAAGGAUAUCAUGAAAGAGAAGAGAAAGCACAGGAAAGAAAAGAAAGAUAAUCCAAAUCGAGGGAACAUAAACCCACGUAAAAUCAAGACACGCAAGGAAGAGUGGGAGAAAAUGAAGAUGGGACAAGAAUUUGUGGAAUCCAAAGAAAAGCUGGGGCCUUCUGGGUAUCCACCCACCUUGGUGUACCAGAAUGGUAGCAUCGGCUCUGUUGAAAAUAUGGAUGCAGGCAACUACCCACCACCACCACAGUCAGACUCCACUUCUCUACCUUCUUCCUUCUCUGAGGAGAGCUUACCUCCGCCGCCAGCAGAAUUCAGCUACCCAGCAGACAACAACCAAAGGGCAUCUGGCUUAGCUGGACCCAAAAGAUCCAGUGUGGUCAGCCCAAGCCAUCCACCACCUGCUCCUCCUCUGGGCUCUCCACUGGGCCUCAAAUCCGCCUAUGCUCCACCCUCGACCCCUCCGCCUCCGCCUCCAAUGAUAAACGUCCCUCCCCCACCUCCACCUGGAGGACUUGGGUCCCCAGUGACCCCACCGCCACCUUCACCACCCUCUUUCCCACCUCACCCCGAUUUUGCUGCCAGCGCCCCCCCCCCACCACCACUUUCUGAUACACCCAAGUCCAAGUCCUCCUUGCCUCCUGUGAGCGACGCCCGCAGCGACCUGCUUUCAGCCAUCCGCCAAGGCUUCCAGCUGCGCAGGGUGGAGGAGCAGCAGGAACAAGAGAAGCGGGACGUGGUGGGCAAUGACGUGGCCACCAUCCUGUCGCGUCGCAUUGCUGUGGAGUACAGUGACUCAGAAGAUGACUCCUCUGAGUUUGAUGAGGACGACUGGUCGGAUUAGCUCUUUCUGCCUCUGCCUACCUCUUCUCUUUUCUUCUUACCUGCCUUUUGUGACGCCUACCCCAGCAGUCCCAGGGGAAAAGGGGGGAGGGAAAAAAUAAUUUCAAGGGCCAAAGCCUUCCCUGAAGCUACCAAAGAUAUAUCCAUGUGCUUCCUCCAAAUCAACGUGUUUCCCACCUCACACAGCCAGGCCCCAUGGGGCCCCUGAAGGGGCCAGUAGCUGAGAUGUUCUCUCUUCCCUUCAUAUUGAAGAGAAGGGAAAACCCCAAAGCUGAUCCCUUUGAGUGGGUGUAAAUUGGAGUUGGUGCCUUCCCCUAGGAGCCGUUUUCCACUGUGGUCUCCCUAAAUCCUGGCCCUCAGCUACUUCGAAUAAUGCCAGCCACUUCGUGGUCCUAAAGCCUGCAUGGACACAGCUGGCCCCUUGCCCAUGCCCUGGGAGGUCGGCAGGCUGCGUGCCCAGCAGCCAGACUGCUGCACCCUUCUGCCCCGAUCAGCAGGGUGAGGCUGCCGUUUGCUAAGCUCUUUCUGUAUCUGGAUCCCCUUUAUUCCAGGAGCCAUCAAGCCCCUAAAGAAGGUAUCAACCCCUCUGCCCAGAAAUGAUGCCUUUGUGAAAACUGAGGUGUCUGCCUCCCUCCCAGGCCCCGUCUCCUGAGUGUGGUGUUUGGGUUUCCUUUACAUGCCUCUCCGUUGUCACCAGGUGCCUCUGGGCACCAAAGCCCAGGUCUGACCUCUAAUACCCAUGACCAAACUAGCCCUGACACAGGGAUCUGGGCCUCUGCUGGCUGUCAGGAGCCACGCUUAGAGACUGGGAACUGCAGGGCUGGAGGAACGGGGGCACACCGUGGGCCCUCCCCUCUUAGUGAUGCUGAAGUCUACAGAUGGGAAGUGACUUGCUCAAGGUUGCGCAGUUGGAUCGUAACGGGGCUAGAGCCCGGGGUUUCUGAUUCCAGGUCACCUGUGCUUUCUGGGACCAAAUAGUGGGCACCUGCUGGAGCCUGAGCAGAGCAUUCCCGGCUCUGCUGCUUCCAACCUCACCAUAAGGGGGGUCCCAGCAGGAGGGCUCGGGGCCUGUGCCUGGCCCUCGGUGCUGCUCAGACCCUUGUGGCCUCUCGUAAUUCUUUGCUUCCUCUUUGCCAUCUAUCUACCAGCCAACUGGCCUUGGGAACUGCCCGAUUGGGGGACUAGAGGUAGUGAGAAGGGAGGGGGUGGGCAGCUUUGACAGGUGCUGUUUUCAAUUCCUCUUCAACUCCUCCCCCUUUUAUUUCCCCAAUUUCUGCUCAAGGUAGAAACUUCAGUCCCUCAGGCUGGCAGCCGUGGCAGGUAGCUGCCUGGGGGACCUGGCAGCCCUGAGGAAGGCUGAAAACAGAGGGACUGUAGGUCUUUUUCCAGCUCCCUUCCUCACUACACAGUGAUGUUCCCGCCCUUCCUCCCCCUUUUUCCCAGAGCUAAUACACAGGUGCUAUUAUUCAGAAAAAACUGGUCAGCUUUGGCCAGCAAUGAGGUUUCUUCUCUUCUGCCCCAACUAUUGUGUAGCCUCUUGUGCUGAAACCGGCUUCUCCUGGCUUCUGCUUUCAGAGCCCUGAAACAAAGAGAAACAGGAUCUGUCUGUACCCCGCACAGCAAAUGGCUGUAGUAAUUGCCAAAGCCCUCAUAAACCCUCCGGCUUGAGGAGAGUGUAAUCAUGGGGACCGCGCUGUGCCCGGCUGAAUGCGCCCCCUCUGCCUGUUUUCCUUGAACUCGGGCCUGUAGGGCCAGCAUGCCCUCCUCCUGGGGCUCCUCGGACUGCCCCUCCCCCUCCCCCAGGUCAGUGUCUCUGGCACAGGGCCAGCACCUGGCUAGUGCUGAGCAUGCCAGGCUGCAUGUGUGCCCUGCCUCGCUUCCCACCUUGCACUUGGAAGCUGAAGGUAACAUUCUUCAGAACCCUGAAAUGGCUGUUGAAGGUGUCCCCCUGCAGCCAGGAGUGGGGGAGAGGCAGGCGGAGGGCAGUGGUUCUCCCAAAUAGGAGUCCUGGGGCCUGGCCAGGCCAGGGUUUGGGCCUAAUGGCUUUGACUAAAUUACUCCCAUCCCCCUCCUUCCGGAAAAAGGGGGAGUCAGUGCCACUCGCUAUCGUUCUGCUCUGACCUUGAAGGGGGUGGUGUUGGCCUGGCUCUGGAAAGGACAGUCCGCUGUGGAAAGGUCUGGGGGCAGGAGGAGGUGGGGAGGGGCACUGCCUGUGGAAGGUAGGAUUAGAUCAUUAGCUCAGUGACCUCCUAGGGUUUCGAUGUGCUGUGUUCUCAUCCUACAGCUGGUUUGGUAAUGAUCUGCAAGUCCCGGAGAGCAACAGCAUAGCUCUGCCUGACGUUCUCAUUAAAAUCUAUGCAGCCAAGCUCUGUGCUUUGUAGCAGCCGGCUUCCUCGGCUGGGGGGUGGGAGAUGGGGGGAGGGGUGGGCUAGGACCCAGUCAGCUGGGCUCUACUUACACAUUGGUACACCCCCAAAAAUGCUGCUUUAAACCCAGAGCCCUUUAAAAUGAUGAAGGACCCUAUGCAGGUAAUCAUGUCUUUAGAAUCCUGUAAUUGUGGAAUGCAAAGUUUAGUGAUUAUUUAAACUGGGCCCAGGCUGGUCAGGGUAUGGAACAAUGGCCCAUAAGGACUCUUAAGUGCUGAGGCCAAAAAAACCACCUUCCUCUCUGGUCGGCUCAGCCCAGGGAACCUGCCCCCAUUCCUGGGGCCCAGGGGCCCAGCUCCUGACCGUCAGGCAGUGUCAGAAGUGAUUGGUGGCUUUGCCCAGGUGGUGAGAUGAGUACAUUCCAAAGGAGCCGCCUGGGGGAGGGGGCGGCUCUUGUCCCUCGAAGCUCAGAACAGCAGGCCCAAGCUCAGCUAGCCUCCAGGAGCUCGAGCGCCCUCAGAAACGACCUGGCCAAUGUCACCGCAGAGCCGCGCAUGUUGUCAGGCUAAUGUGAAAUCUCUUCCCGUGGCGCCAAGCUUCUGCUCUGCAGCGCCGGCUGGGACAGAUUGAGGUCUCUUGGCUUUGGUGACCCUCUGCUUAAGCAUUCCCACCGUGUCCCCGCUCUGCUCUCCCCGUGCCUCCCGCUGCAGCCCCUCCCCGGGCUCAGGGCCAGGGCUUCCUGCUGGGCUCCAGCUGACCUGGGGGCCAGGUGUUCCCGAGAUGCACCUGGCUCUGUGCCUCCAUGAAUCACAGGGAACAAAGUUAUUGUAUUGACUUUCAGUUAACGCACUUGAGAAACUAACCAAUUUUUACUUACUGUCUAGAAUGAUGUACCUGUAGGAGAGUGACCAUAAAAGUGCCUUCUUUUCUCUGAUGUAAACAUUUAGAAGGACCUGGACCAAUGGAUUCUUGGGUGUGUGUUCCACAUCAAGAUCUUAGGGAGUGAGCACAUAUGGAGUGGGGAUACAGCCUGAAAUGGGUCCCUUUCCCCCGCUCCCCUCCGAGGAUGGAAAAGGAGCUUCGGUUAGAGAUCUGAGCUGUGGGGUUAAGCCAAACCCCUAAGUGACCCUUUCCCUUUGCCCUACUGCUCUCAGGUCCUUAGAAGGGUGUCCAGUACCUUAAAGCCCUGUGGCUCCAAGUCUGGCCUCGUUUGCUUCCCUGCCAGGCUCAUGUGUGUACAUUAGCUCCCCAGUGACCUGAAGAUUCCAUGUAACUGUAUACACGCGAAUACGUAAAUGCCAAUGUUUUAAAUAAUUUGAUAAAGUCUUUGUAGCCACUCGGCCA